Messenger RNA from Oncorhynchus nerka (sockeye salmon), 9105 nucleotides. RefSeq names its product GTPase IMAP family member 4-like. The coding region runs from base 58 to 861 and encodes 267 amino acids. NCBI's taxonomy places the organism in Eukaryota, Metazoa, Chordata, Actinopteri, Salmoniformes, Salmonidae. The record is from RefSeq and is a predicted model, not a curated record. Gene Ontology annotation, molecular function: GTP binding. The transcript has 3 exons.
CGGUGAAAUAUCUGUCUCAUCUAGCUGUGAUUCAACUUUGGAAAACUAAACAGCAACAUGGAAUCGGAGAAAGAAGUGCGAUCAAUAGGAGAUGUCCCUGACCCAGAGGAGGAAGAGAAGAGGCUGGCGGCAGCAGCCCGGGAAGCCAACCAUCUAAAUGAGUUGAGGCUGGUGCUGUUGGGCUGGAGGUGGCCUGGGAAGAGCCUGACAGGCAACACCAUACUGGGCCACGAGGAGUUCCGCCUGGAGCGGGCGGCUGAAUUCUGCAUCAAGCGUCAGACUGAGGUGGAGGGGCGCCAGGUGACGGUAAUAGACACUCCGGGCUGGUUCUCGACACAGUCCACGCCACCAGUCUACCAGCAGGAGAUGGUGCGGGGCGCCUCCAUGUGCGGGCCCCUGGGCCCCCACGCUUUCUUGCUGGUCAUCCCUGUGGGCAUGUUUACCGAGGUGGACCGGGCCCGCAUCGAGGAGCACUUGGCUCUGUUCGGGGAGCGUGUGUGGAGGCAUACCAUCGUGGUGUUCACCUGGGCAGAUGUGCUGAGGAACAUGUCCAUCGAGAGGCACAUCAAGCGAGAGGGGAAGGAUCUGCAGUGGGUGCUGGAAAAGUGCAAGAUGCGGUACUUUGUCAUCAGCAACUACAUAUUUGGGGAGCACCCCCAGCUGCGGCAGCUUAUGGAGAAGAUAGAGAAGGUGGUGGCGGAGGAGGGCAUCUAUAACCCAGAGGAUGUGGAGGAGAAGAAACCUCUGGGCCAGAAUCAGAACCAAACCCAGAACCGGGAGCUUGGAGCAAGGCCCAAAGUGAAUUCUGCCGUAGGAUUGGCCAAAAUGGACAUGGACCCGCCCCACAAGAAGAAUCCAUGAUGAUUGUCCAGGACAAGGCAAUAUUCCUCUAUAGUAAAAAUCAAUACUUCAAUGAACGAGUCUUUAACAAUAUAGUUUCACAUAGACGUGAAGACAAUGAUAGUUAUACCAAUGAUAUUACUAGGGAUGCACGAUAUAUCGGAAUUGGCUGAUGUUUGCUAAAAAUGCCAACAUCGGUAUCGGCCCGAUAUCAAGUUUAACGCCGAUUGUUAAAAAACAAUGUCAAAGCUACUGUGCAUACCUAUAUAAUGUAGGUACAUGGCGUAAUAACUCCACGUAAAAUGUUGCACUACACGCUCAACACAGCAUUCCUAACCUAGCCCACACAAUGUCUGCUAUGUGGAUUGAGCAGUCAACAAGUCGAGCAGUCAUUUGAAAGAGUAAGAACAUUUCAACUCAAAGGCGAAAUCCAUGAAAGCCAAGAUAAUGGAAUUCAUUGCCUUUGACAGUCAACUGUUCUCUGUCAUGGGUGCUGUUGGCUUUCGCCGACUGGUCGAGCACCGGUACACACUACCAAGUGUGCUAUAUUUCAGAUGUUGCCCUACCGGAGUUACACAGUAAUAGCGUCACUGCUAUUAGCUUCACGACAUACAUACUAUGGAACGCCGUUUGGGUCUUUGCGUGUCAAAAAAUAUACAGUAGCACUCAAAGCUGUACAAAAUAGUCUGCUAACACCGGCCACAAACGAUGUGUUUACAAUAGAGGUCGACCGAUUAAUCAGAAUGGCCGAUUUUAAUUAGGGACGAUUUCAAGUUUUCAUAACAAUCGGAAAUCGGUAUUUUUGGGCGGAAUUUAAUUAUUUUUUUUAAUGUAUUUUUAUUUUUAAAUGUUAUUUAUUUUAAUUUUAUAUACAUUUAUUUAACUAGGCAAGUCAGUUAAGAACACGUUCUUAUUUUCAAUGAUGGCCUAGGAACGGUGGGUUAACUGCCUUGUUCAGGGGCAGAACGGCAGAUUUUCACCUUGUCAGCUCGGGGGAUCCAAUCUUGCAACCUUACAGUUAACUAGUCCAACACAUUAACGAUCUGCCUCUCUCUCGUUGCACUCCACAAGGAGACUGUUACGUGAAUGCAGUAAGCCAAGGUAAGUUGCUAGUUAGCAUUUAACUUAUCUUAUAAAAAACAAUCAAUCAUAAUCACUAGUUAACUACACAUGGUUGAUGAUAUUACUAGAUAUUAUCUAGCGUGUCCUGCGUUGUGUAUAAUCUGACUGAGCAUACAAGCAUACAAGGAUCUGACUGAGCGGUGGUAGGCAGAAGCAGGCGCGUAAGCAUUAAUUCAAACAGCACUUUUGUGCGUUUUGCCAGCAGCUCUUCGUUGUGCAUCAAGCAUUGUGCUGUUUAUGACUUCAAGCCUAUCAACUCCCGACAUGAGGCUGGUGUAGCCGAAGUGAAAUGGCUAGCUAGUUAGCGGGGUGCGAGCUAAUAGCGUUUCAAACGUCACUCGCUCUGAGCUUUCUAUUAGUUGUUCCCCUUGCUCUGCAUGGGUAACGCUGCUUCGAUGGUGGAUGUUGUCGUUGUGUUGCUGGUUCGUGUCCAGGGAGGAGCGAGGAGAGGGUUGGAAGCUAUACUGUUACACUGGCAAUACUAAAGUACCUUUAAGAACAUCCAAUAGUCAAAGGUUAAUGAAAUACAAAUGGUAUAGAGGGAAAUAGUCCUAUAAUAACUACAACCUAAAACUUCUUAGCUGGGCAUAUUGAAGACUCAUAUUAAAAGGAACCACCAGCUUUCAUAUGUUCUCAGGUUCUGAGCAAGGAACUGAAAUGUUAGCUUUUUUACAUGGCACAUGUUGCUCUUUUACUUUCUUCUCCAACACUUUGUUUUUGCAUUAUUUAAACCAAAUUGAACAUGUUUCAUUAUUUAUUUGAGGCUAAAUAUAUUUUAUUGAUGUAUUAUAUUAAGUUAAAAUAAGUGUUCAUUCAGUAUUGUUGUAAUUGUCAUUAUUACAAAUACAUUUUUAAAUUGGCCGAUUAAUCGGUAUUGGCAUUUUUGGUCCUCCAAUCAUCGGUAUCGGCGUUGAAAAAUCAUAAUCGGUAGGCCUCUAGUUUACAAUACCGCAUUGGUAAUAAAGCAUAAUUUGUUCGACCGCAACUUCCGGGGUAGCUAGCUUUAGCUUGGUAUCUAGCUAGCACCAAUACAACCAGCCUGAAAACAAUGACGAGUUGAAACUGCAGACAUUUUCAUUAUUCUUAGCAAUGGUUUAGGACCCCUCUUAAGUAUUAGCUAGGUUUUCACUUUUUGUUCGCCUAUUGAAAUUGAAGUUCAGUACAUAAAAAUAAAUAGCUAGCCAGCUACUUAACCCUAUUUCCCAAAGCUAGCGUUAUAAGCAGCUAGCUAGCUUCAUCAUGCUAGUGGCUCGACCGGACCAAGUAAUGUGUUGUGAAGCUAGUCACAAUAAUGAUUAGGCACAAUAGUGGAAUUUGCCGUUUACCUUCAAAAUAAAACUGUCAUUGACAGUGAUGCAAAUGAAUACAAAUAGUAGAAUUAUGCCAUACUUUUAUUUUGAAGGCUAGCCGCAAAGUGCACGAUUGUGGCUAAUCCUUAUUGUGGCUAGCUUCACAUAGAUGGGUUCCGACCACCAUUAAUCAAGUAAGAACUGUGUUAUAAAUUAGGGUUAUUUUAGAUGAUGACACCUAGCUAUAUAGUUAGCUUGCUUCUGAAACAGAUUGUCGUUAUUUAACACGUCAAAUAGUGUUAUUUGACACAUCAAAUAGUGUUAUUUGACGUUUAUCUUUUUUUGACAAGCAAAAACCCAAACGACGUUCCAUAGAAAUCCUGGUUGAGAAUGAAACGACUCAACAAAUGAACAACGAAACAGCACAGCAAGUAAGUGAAAGAAAUAGGUUUUGAUGAUGUUUUGCUGGUAAUGGGGACAUACGUAAAUGCCCAAAAAAUUACUUUUUGGUCAGUGUGGUGUGUGUGUAACUAGGCAAGUUAGUUAAAAACAAAUUCUCAUUUACAAUGACGUCCUGGAUGACGCUGGGCCAAUUGUGCGCCGUACUAGAAUGCUUAAAAGGCCGCAAAAAUGUCAAAUAUAUGUAUCGGGUUUUGUUUUUGCAAGGAAAAUAUUGGUAUCGGCCAAAAAUGUCACAUUAGAUAUUACAUAUACAGUAACAGUCAAACGUUUGGACACACCUACUCAUUCCAGGGUUUUUCUUUAUUUGGACUAUUUUCUACAUUGUAGAAUCAUAGUGAAGACAUCACAACUAUGAAAUAACAGAUAUGGAAUCAUGUAGUAACCAAAAAAGUGUUAAACAACUCAAAAUAUACUUUAUAUUUUAGAUUCAUCAAAGUAGCCACCCUUUGCCUUGACAACUUUUGCACACUGUUGGCCUUCUUUCAACCAGCUUAACCUAGAAUGCUUUUCCAAGGGGAGUUCCCACAUAUGCGGAGCACUUGUUGGCUGCUUGUCCUUCACUCUGCAGUCCAACUCAUCUCAAACCAUCUCAAUUGGGUUGAGGUCAGGUGAUUGUGGAGGCCAGGUCAUCUGAUGUAGCUCUUGAUAAUUCUCCUUCUUAGUCAAAUAGCCCUUACAUAGCCUGGAGGUGUGUUGGGACAUUGUCCUGUCAAAAAACAAAUGAUAGUCCCACUAAGCACAAACCAGGUGGGAUGUGUAUCACUGCAGAAUUCUGUGGUAGCCAUGCUGGUUAAGUGUGCCUUGAAUUCCAAAUGAAUCACUGAUAGUGUCACCAGCAAAGCACCCCCACACCAUUACACCUCCUCCAUGCUUCACGGUGAGAAACACACAUGCGGAGAUCAUCUGUUCACCUACACUGUGUCUCACAAAGACAUGGCGGUUGGAACCAAACAUUUCAAAUUUGUACUCAUCAGACCAAAGGACAGAUUUCCACUGGUCUAAUGUCCAUUGCGUGUGUUUUUUGUCCCAAACAAGUCUCUUCUUCUUAUUGGUGUCCUUUAGUAGUGGUUUCUUUGCAGCAAUUCGACCAUAAAGGCCUGAUUUACACAGUCCGCUCUGAACAGUUGAUGUUGAGAUGUGUCUGUUACUGUAACUCUGUGAAGCAUUUAUUUGGGCUGCAAUUUCUGAGGCUGGUAUCUCUAAUGAACUUAUCCUCUUCAGCAGAGGUAACUCUGGUUCUUCCUUUCCUGUGGCGGUCCUUGUGAGAGCCAGUUUCAUCCUAGCGCUUGAUGGUUUUUGUGAUUGCACUUGAAUAAACUUUAAAAGUUCUUGAAAUUUUGACUGACCUACAUGUCUUAGAGUAAUGAUAGACUGUCGUUUCUCUUUGUUUAUUUGAGCUGUUCUUGCCAUAUUAUGGACUUGGUCUUUUACCAAAUAGGGCUAUCUUCUGUAUACCACUCCUACCUUGUCACAACACAACUUAUUGGCUUAAAUGCAUUCACAAGGAAAAAUUGUAGAAUAUAGUGAAAAUAAAGAAAAACCCUUGAAUGUGUGUGUCCAAACUUUUGACUGGUACUGUACAUCUGAAGUAAUCCUUGUCUGUUAUAAUGUAUCCAUUUUCAGAUUCAGUGGAUGGACUGACUGACUGACUGAAGGAGAGCUGGUGAGCCACCGCAGUACUGAUUUCAGAGCUCUAUGUCCAUACGUUACCCCAACCUCAGGGCCUGUAUUCAUAAAGUGUCUCCGAGUAGGAAUGUUGAUCUACGAUCAGUUCCCCUUUUAGAUCAUAAUGAAUGAGACGGGGGGGGCAUGAUCCUAGAUCAGUACUCCUACUCUGAGAUGCUUUAUGAAUACAGGCCCAGAUUCUUUUAAACCUUUAAGACUUUAUCUCUCUACCAUUUUAUAUAAAUAAUAGUUAUCUGUAACUGGAUGUGGGCUAACAUGAUCAGGGGUCACGUUAAUGCGGAAUUCUGCGUUUAUCACACCACAGGGGGGAAAUAAAGAUAAAACCCAUAAAUAUCUUGCUGCAUUUUGUAAACACAGAUCUAAAAUGCUUCUUGUAAUUGCUGCUCGGCAUCAGGCUUCUUUUUUUUGUUGCUUCAGUUGCAAUUCUACACUCCAAUGAGAAUUCACGAACGGGCAUUCUAUCAGAAGACAGCGCUCUGACUGAUGUGUAGCUACUUUUCUUCAGUACAUUUUAUCGGUGUAGCCUGCUUUUCUCUGGUAAAAUGUACGAUUAACUUCAAGCAAAACCUAAGUAAAUGAUGUGGCUGCCGGCCAAAUAGCGUUUCACUUCUGUUGUCAUCUGAUGAUAAUGAAGCUAUUUUCUGCUGAAUGUGUUGCACUAAUAUAUUUUAUGUGAAGGAAAACUAUAGUUGCAUGUCCCUGAUCACUCUUGAAGCAACAAAAGAAAACUUUUAAUAUAAAAUAGUUAGAAACCUUGAUUUUGUGAUGGUCUGCGUUUUGAAAAUAUAGAUUUCUGAACUCUAGCGAGAUCCCUGAUGAUGCUGUUCUUGCUUUUUGAGACUGUUAGGUCUACCUCGUACCUAUGACAGUUCUGAUGCAAUGUAUAUAUUUGGGGAUUUUAUUGUAUCUGAUUUGCACAUGAAGUAAGAAGCAAAUCACAUUACAGUACCAGUCAAAAGUUUGGAGAUCAACUCAUUCUAGGAUUUUCCUUUAUUUUUACUGUUUUCUACAUUGUAGAAUAAUAGUGAAGACGUCAAAACUAAACUAUGAAAUAACACAUGGAAUAAUGUAGUAACCAAAAAAGUGUUAAACAAAUGAAAAUAUAUUUGAGAUUCUUCAUAGUAGCCACCCUUUGCCUUGACAGCUUUGCACACUCUUGGCAUUCUCUCAACCAGCUGCAUGAGUUAGUCACCUGGAAUGCAUUUCAAUUAACAGGUGUUCCUUGUUUAAUGUUAAUUUGUGGAAUUUCUUUCCUCCUUAAUGCGUUUGAGCCAAUCGGUUGUGUUGUGACCAAGGUAGAGGUGGUAUACAAGAACAGCUCAAAUAAGCAAAGAGAAACAACAGUCCAUCAUUACUUUAAUACAUGAAGGUCAGUCAUUCUGGAAAAUGUCAAAAACUUUGAAAGGUUUCUUCAAGUGCAGUCGCAAAAACUAUCAAGUGCUAUGAUGAAACUGGCUCUCAUGAGGACCGCCACAGGAAAGGAAGUACCAGAGUUACCUCUGCUGCAGAGGAUGAGUUCAUUAGGAUAGGAUAAGGUUCCCGCAGUGAAGCAUGGAGGUGUGAUGGUGUGGGGAUGCUUGCUGGUGACACUGCCAGUGAUUUAUUUAGAAUUCUUGACACACUUAACCAGCAUAGAUACCAUGCUGCGAUACGCCAUCCCAUCUGGUUCGUGUUUAGUGGGACUAUCAUUUGUUUUUCAACAGGACAAUGACCCAAAACACAUCUCCAGACUGUGUAAGGGCUAUUUGAACAAGAAGGAUUUGAUACAUUGAAAGAAUGCAAGAGUGUGCAAAGCUGUCAUCAAGGCAAAAGGUGGCUACUUUGAAGAAUCUAAAAUAUAAAGUAUAUUUUGAUUUGUUUAACACUUUUUUUGGAUACUAUAUAUGAUUCCAUAUGUGUUAUUUCAUAGUUUUGAUGUAGAACAUAGUAAAAAUAAAGAAAAACCCUGGAAUGAGUAGGUGUGUCCAAACUUUUGACUGGUACUGUACAUUUAUACAAGAUUGAAAAAAGCCUGACUUUAGAGGUCAAAUGUGUACCAAAAUAGGCCCUGUAUAUCUACCGUUUUCUUCAUGAAGUGAGGAUCAUGACAGAUCUCUGAGGCUGGGACAGAGACAAGGAAGUCCCUUAACCUGAUGUGUACAGCACAUGCUAGAUUGCGCUAUUAUGUUUUUUACAUUUUUAAUAAACGUUAAUGUUAAGGAAAACUUUGUUAAAAGCUACCCCAAUUGUGACCAAAAAGUGUAUAGUGUUUUAUCAAGCACUUGAAGUGCAGGUACUGUUUUACUCUACUAGUAGAGAAUAUAUAUACAUAUCUUUGUCUGGGUUUUGUAUAUGGGUGUGAAAUGAUAAAUGUGCAUUUUUUAUUUAUCAGGCUCAUGUAUCUGUAUGUAUCAAACCCUCCCUUCUUUGCAAGGGAAUAGCUGCUGAAAAUGUGUUUUUAAAUGCAAGUUGGAUAAUGAUAAAUCAAUGGCACAUUGCAUUUUAAUAUUAUAAUUUUGUGGCAGCUAUAUGCUUCCAUAACCCUCUGAGUGUGGUCUCUUAAUUAUUCAGAUUAGUAAUUUUAUGUUUAAUUCCUAACUAAUCUGUUGCAGUAUUGCAAUGUGGUCCAUGAUGAUGGUAUUAAUAGGUUUCUUGUUUUGAAAAUUGCUUAUUUCUGUGGGUUGGGUUUAUUUUAAUCCUGACCAUAUGCCUACAGCUGGCAGCACCCAAAUAAUCAUCCAUUUGGAGCACAGCUGCAUGCGACCCCAUCAUAAUGCCAAUCCUCAAUUUGGUUUGACAUUUUAUAUUCCUAAAGGGCUAGUUAGGGAUCAUCAGUAAAUUACACAAUGUACAUGGGGCAAUAUUUUUUUUAAGUAAAUGGCUUUAAACUUCAAUGAACUUCAAUGACCUCAAACCAAAUAUAAAUUGUAGAAAUGCAUAUACAACUAUUGAAUGUAUUUCAGACCACUAAAAGAUGUGCAACAUGAAAAUAUUGUCCCAUUUACAUAGUCAUUUAUUGUAUGGUCCCUAACUAUCCCCCAGAGGUAGGCUAUCCAAAGUCAAACCAAUUUUGCCACUGUCGCACACCAACCCGGCUGAAGCUACAGUAAUUGGUGAAAUAAUUUGUCUAACUCAUCACACCUGCAAACACACGAGACACCCACAUCAAGCAACACCCGAAACCAACUCAGGUUUGAAUUCAGUCAUGGCUGCUAAGCAUUUCUUAAAUGAACCAAAUCUAAAUUGAAGCCAAAUCAAGAAGUGCAGUUAUCCUUUAGUACUGUGAAUAAAGGUGGAAAAGAUGUCUAUUAUUAUGUCAUUAUUGUAAUAAUUAUUAUUAAGAUAUCCCUUUACUAUUUUAUAAUUGCUAGUAGUAGUAGUAGCUCCAUUCACUAACUACCAUCCAAUGAUGGGUAUAACACUGACUGUUUUCUAUGUUGAUAUUGUAUACAAACUAUUUUACAAACAUAUUCAUAUUGGUGAUUUGUCUUGCUGUUACAUUGUAUUCUGUGAGUUACACUUUCAUUUAAGGGUUCUGAGUCAAUAAAAUAGGUAUGUGGUAGGUGUCUUCUCUAGUCAGUGUAACUUAAGUUGUCUUUUGUUUCCAUAUAAUUGUUUUGUUUGUUUGUGUGAACACCCUGUUAUAUUUUGUCUUGCUGUAGUAGACAAGUCAAUUUUUUAAAAAUGUAUCUAAAUAAAGUUCAUAUUUUGAUGAAAUGGAAGAUAA